AUGGCCUCCUCUAUUCCCGAAUCUCCCACAGAACAAGAUCAACAUGAAAAGCACAUAAUACAUCCCCGACCCUCUUCAGAUGAGGAGUCGAACAUCGAGCCCAACCUCUCUCAGGUACCGACCAACGCCAGUGCCCUCACUCGCACGCUGUCAGUAGUUCGCACCCGAGAGUCAGGCAAAUCCAUUGGCCCGCCACCAGACGGUGGGAUCCAAGCCUGGUCCCAAGUGGCGCUGGCGCACUUUGUGAUCUUCAACACCUGGGGCUACAUCAAUAGCUUCGGAGUCUUCCAGACCUACUACACCCAGACGCUAGGCCAUCCACCCUCCGAUAUCUCCUGGGUGGGAAGUAUUCAAAUCUUCUUGCUCUUCUUCAUCGGCACGUUCUCCGGCAGAGCUACCGAUGCAGGCUAUUUCAAGAUCACGCUGGCCUGCGGCGCCUUGCUGCUAUGCUUCAGUAUCUUCAUGACCUCGCUGUGUACAAAAUACUGGCAGCUGUUUCUGGCGCAGGGGUUGGGUCAGGGGAUUGGCUGUGGCAUGAUGUUCUGCCCGACCUUGGCGUUGAUCUCGACGUAUUUCGCCAAGAAUCGCGGGAUUGCAAUUGGCAUGGUGGCGUCUGGAUCUGCUACGGGCGGUCUUGUCUUUCCCGCGGUGGUCAUGAAAAUGCUCCCAACCGCCGGGUAUGGCUGGACGAUGCGCACGUUGGGCUUCAUCUCCUUGGCAACAUUGACCCCCUGCGUGUUAUUUCUCAAGCAGCGUCUGCCGCCGCGUCAGAGUGGCCCAUUGGUAGAAUGGGCUGCGUUCCGUGAGAUGCCCUAUCUGCUCUUUGCGGUAGGGAUGUUCUUGAAUUUCUGGGGACUGUAUGUUGGAUUCUUUUACAUUGGCAGCUUCAGCCGGAAUAUCAUUGGUGUCUCGACAGACCGAUCCAUUGAUCUGUUACUGGUGAUGAAUGGCGUGGGACUGGUUGGAAGACUCGUUCCCAAUCUGCUUGCGGAUCAAUUUACCGGUCCGCUGAACCUGUUGAUCCCCUUUAGCUUUGCCACGGCGAUUGUGGCGUACUGCUGGGCUGCGGUCAAGGAUACAUCGGGACUGUGGGCCUUUGCGGUCUUCUAUGGCCUCUUCGCUGCAGGCAUUCAAUCGCUCUUCCCUGCGACCCUCAGCACCCUCACCACGGAUCUGAAGAAGAUCGGAGUGCGCAUGGGUAUGGUGCUCAGUGUGGUGGGAGUUGCAGCUCUCAUUGGGUCCCCGAUUGCGGGUGCGCUGGUGGUCUAUGACGAUGGGAAUUACCUUUAUGCCCAGAUGUUCAUGGGCAGCGCGAUUGUGGCUGGAAGUCUCACUCUGGUUGGAGCCCGAUUGAGCAAGGUUGGCACUGGCUUAGCACGAGUAUGA
Molecule: messenger RNA, 1386 nt
Organism: Penicillium brevicompactum
Lineage: Eukaryota; Fungi; Ascomycota; Eurotiomycetes; Eurotiales; Aspergillaceae
Product: putative MFS monocarboxylate transporter
Exons: 1
Coding region: 1-1386 (461 amino acids)
Biological process (GO): transmembrane transport
Cellular component (GO): fungal-type vacuole membrane
Molecular function (GO): transmembrane transporter activity
Source: RefSeq, a predicted model, not a curated record